Rattus rattus (black rat) is the source of this 1569-nucleotide messenger RNA. RefSeq names its product GABA type A receptor-associated protein (gene Gabarap). The transcript has 4 exons. Gene Ontology annotation, cellular component: autophagosome membrane; autophagosome; cytosol. Lineage: Eukaryota; Metazoa; Chordata; Mammalia; Rodentia; Muridae. Gene Ontology annotation, molecular function: GABA receptor binding; ubiquitin protein ligase binding. The coding region runs from base 790 to 1143 and encodes 117 amino acids. The record is from RefSeq and is a predicted model, not a curated record. Gene Ontology annotation, biological process: cellular response to nitrogen starvation; macroautophagy; autophagosome assembly.
UACGAGCUGUUGGCACUCCGGCAAUAACUUGGGGCGGAGCCUUCUUUCCUGGCACCUCCUCUCCAGAGCCGGGACUACAUUUGGCCCUCGCCACGUGAUUCUCCGCCCUUUUCUGAGGUCACAUGAUUUUAUCUACAACACUCCGAAAUGUGUUCCUCCGCCCUGGUGUAGUCCCUAUCUUUGGGAUUUUUGCAGUUUCUAUUGGUCCGCCUGAGUCUUGAGCAUUCGCUGUGUCUGCAAACCUCUUUCCUCUCUGUCUUAUGGUAUCCUUAUUCACACCUUGGGUACUAUUUUGUUUUGGUGUCAACGGCCACCUUCAGCGUAGCAACACGUUUCAUGAAUACCUAGACUUGUAAUUGCCUUUCCCUAACGUAAUUUCCGAAAAUAACUGCAGAACUAAAUCUCACGACUGCCACUCAGUACCAGUUUCGUCCUCUGCUUUGUACUGUGGGGCUACCUGGGGAAGGAUUUUUCAGUUGACUUGAAACGACAGCAACCUUAUCUGCGAUGUCAUACGCGUAACUCACAAAUUGAUUCCAAAGCAGUUACGCUGAAGGCGUAAGAGGACCAAGCAGCGGGUUGCGCUAGCAAGCUGAGCUCGUGGUGUAUGUCAGCAGGCGGGGCCGGUCCGGACGGUCGGGGGCGGGGUUGGUGAAUAGGGAAGUGGCGCAAAUUCGUGGAUCGCUCCGCUGAGUCUGUUCGUCGAAGCCGCCUCCGCCGCCGUCCCCUGUCCCGGCCCCCCCCCUGGGUUCCCUCAGCCCAGCUCGGUCCAGCCCGGUUCUCGGGAGAAUGAAGUUCGUGUACAAAGAGGAGCAUCCGUUCGAGAAGCGCCGCUCUGAGGGCGAGAAAAUCCGAAAGAAAUACCCAGACCGGGUCCCGGUGAUAGUGGAAAAAGCUCCCAAAGCUCGGAUAGGGGACCUGGACAAAAAGAAAUACCUGGUGCCUUCUGAUCUUACAGUUGGUCAAUUCUACUUCUUGAUCCGGAAGCGAAUUCAUCUCCGUGCUGAAGAUGCCUUGUUUUUCUUUGUCAACAAUGUCAUUCCACCCACCAGUGCCACGAUGGGUCAGCUGUACCAGGAACACCAUGAAGAAGACUUCUUUCUAUACAUUGCCUACAGUGAUGAAAGCGUCUACGGUCUGUGAAGUUGCUGUCCCGGAGGUGGGGGUUCCAUUCUACAAAGAGAGGUGGCGCUCCUUCCUUGGCAUCCAGUUCCUCCUUCAGGCUCAAACACCAUCUCCUUUCUUCAGGACCUGCACUUAAUGUUUGAGGCUGUCUCUCCAGUCCCUCUGAGCAGGAGGGGUAAUGGUAGAUGCAGCCGCUGUACAUCUCUCUUUCCCCUUGUUUACCCUCCAUUCCCACUCUGCUUUAGACUUCUGGAUUGUCGAUCUCUGUCACAUCGGAUGAUUGUUUUGGUUUCUAUUCCCUUUCUAACUGCCCACUGGGCUCAGAACCCCAAUAAACCCUUCCUUUCACUACCUUCUUUUUGGGGGGUAGAUGGAAGGGGUUGACAUUGGGUGGGGGAGGUAGGAGGCACAUCAAUAAAGAGGAAACCACCGAGCUGAAUUGAA